AUGAAUAUAAUAGAGGGAAAUGUCAACACUAUUCACCAUGCUGGUAUUGAGCUGGGAACAGAAGCAUUUAGGGCCAACUUUGCUUCGAGACUCGGUGGUGAGAAAGCUGAGGCCGAACUGGCUUAUGAACUACAAGCAGCAAAGACAAAGCAACGAAUCAAAGAAGAGCAGAUGCAGAUUCUUGUUGUAGAACGAAGCCAAGAGAUUGCAGUCCAGGACCAAGAAAUUCAGCGAAGGGAGAGAGAACUUGAAGCUACUAUAAGACGUCCUGCAGAAGCAGAGAAGUAUAAGUUGGAGAAACUUGCUGAAGCAAACAGAAACAGAGUGAUACUUGAAGCAGAGGCUGAAGCUGAAGCUCUUCGUGUCAGAGGAGAAGCAGAAGCAUUUGCUAUUGAGGCAAAGGCUCGAGCUGAAGCAGAACAAAUGGCAAAAAAAGCAGAUGCCUGGAAGGACUACAAGGAAGCAGCAAUGGUUGAUAUGCUCCUUGAAACAUUACCCAAGGUUGCAGCAGAAGUUGCUGCUCCUCUGUCACAGGCAAAGAAGAUAACUAUGGUAUCAGCAGGAAAUGGUGAGGUUGGUGCUGCCAAGCUCACUGGUGAAGUCCUUAGUAUUGUCAGUAAAGUCCCUGAAGUGGUAAAAACUCUAACAGGUGUUGAUAUUGUGAAGGUAAGUAACAAUUGCGGGAACUAUCUCUGCAAAGAGAGCCAUUGUUUAGCACGUAAAAAAUGGGACACAGCACGAUUACUAUGGGGGUGGUGGAUAGAAAUGUUUGAUGUUGUUUGGAAAGGAAAUGGGGAACAAUUGAUCUAG
Messenger RNA from Schistocerca piceifrons (Central American locust), 810 nucleotides. RefSeq names its product flotillin-1-like. The coding region runs from base 1 to 810 and encodes 269 amino acids. Lineage: Eukaryota; Metazoa; Arthropoda; Insecta; Orthoptera; Acrididae. Gene Ontology annotation, cellular component: plasma membrane. The record is from RefSeq and is a predicted model, not a curated record. Gene Ontology annotation, biological process: positive regulation of endocytosis; positive regulation of cell junction assembly; regulation of receptor internalization. The transcript has 5 exons.